Molecule: messenger RNA, 1818 nt
Organism: Prosopis cineraria
Lineage: Eukaryota; Viridiplantae; Streptophyta; Magnoliopsida; Fabales; Fabaceae
Exons: 9
Coding region: 377-1399 (340 amino acids)
Biological process (GO): activation of GTPase activity
Molecular function (GO): GTPase activator activity
Source: RefSeq, a predicted model, not a curated record
UCUGUUAGUUAGGAGGACUAUGACAACUUUUGUUAGUUAAUGAGAAACAGAAUAGAAAUGUUAGUAAGAACUGAAAAUAAUGGGUUAUUGUAAAUUCCCAAAGUGUACUUGGUUAAAUGUUUUUUAUUGAACCAUUUCCCCUGUAUCUUUCACGCAAUAAUGUGAUUUAUGAUGACAAUCCGAUGUGUAUUUUAUUUUGCAACUGGACCGCUGGUGCUCUUUUUUCAUGUUAAAAAAUUUGUAUUUUACUUUUUUUCAUGCUUUAUUCUUUCAAAUAUGUGCGCUCUUUAAUUUAUGUUCAUUUCUAUUUUUGUAAAUUGUGCAGGGCAUACAUCCUUCAAUUAAAGGGUAGUGUGGGAGUUCUUGUUAGGCUGUUAUGAUCCUAACAGCACGUUUGAAGAACGGAAUCAACUUAAGGAGCAAAGGAGUUUGUCUAAAAUUAUUAUCCAGGCAACAGUUUAAUACAUGGAAAGAUGAAUGUCAAAGGAUGGUUCCAGUUAUUGGUACUGGAAAAUUCAUCACAAGACCUCUCAUCGGUGACGAUGGCCAGCCAACAGAUGAUUCUUUGAUAGGCAUACCGCUUUCAGAUAAGAAGGUUCUGCAGUGGGUGCAGACAUUACAUCAGAUUGGUCUGGAUGUCGUAAGAACAGAUCGAGCUCUUGUGUUCUAUGAGAGUGAAACUAACCAGGCAAAACUAUGGGAUGUUCUGUCAAUUUAUACCUGGUUGGAUGAUGAUAUUGGCUAUGUGCAAGGAAUGAAUGACAUAUGCUCACCUAUGGUGAUACUUCUUGAGGAUGAGGCAGAUUCCUUUUGGUGCUUUGAGCGUGCUAUGCGAAGGCUGAGAGAGAAUUUCAGGACUAGUGCAAGUUCGAUGGGGGUGCAAUCUCAGUUGAGUACGCUCUCCCAGAUUAUUAAAAUUGUUGAUCCCAAGCUUCACCAACAUCUUGAUGAUUUAGAUGCUGGGGAGUAUCUCUUUGCAUUUCGCAUGCUGAUGGUUCUUUUCCGCAGAGAAUUUUCAUUUGCAGAUGCUCUUUAUCUUUGGGAGUUGAUGUGGGCCAUGGAAUACAACCCAAACAUAUUUUCAUUAUAUGAAAAGCCAGAAAUUGCCCAAACAAGUGAAAACGCACCUGUAGUAAGUGGCAAGUUGUUGAAGCAAUAUGGCAAAUUUCAGAGGAAGAACUUGAGGACGGGCAAUACUGAGCAGCAAAGUGCACUAGCUGUUUUUCUUGUUGCUAGUGUUCUUGAAGUGAAGAAUAGGCAGAUUUUAAAGGAGGCUAAGGGUGUAGAUGAUGUUGUUAAGAUCUUGGGUGACAUAACAUCAAAUCUUGACGCUAAAAAAGCAUGUACUGAGGCUUUGAAAAUUCAGAAAAAGUACCUGAGCAAGACCAAGAAGGCAUGAGAGGAGAUUUCUGGUGGCAGCAGUGGAUACUGAAUCUCUCUCUCUCUCUCUCUCUCUCUAAUUUUAUAUUUUCUUUGGUGUGUGAAAUUCUUCAGGUUUUGGUUGUUAGGCUAAUGUUUUUCUCUUGUAAAGCUAGCAGCCCCUUACCCCUAUUCUUUUGUUAUUUGACGCCUUUUUUGGGGGACGCCAAUCAUGACUUGAGUGCCAGAUGAACUUGCAGUAGGGAAUUGGAACUUUUGUAUUGUACAAUAGGGCAUUAUUUUGUUGUCACCAUAAAAAGAUUAUUUGCUUCCCCAUUCUUUAGACAGCUAGUGUAGUGUAAAUGUCAAGAAAUGAGUUGCAUUAUUAAUGGCUCGUGAAUACUGGGGAUUGCUGGAAUUUCUUUAUUAUUUAUAAUUAUAAAUAUAUAGAUAUUUUUA